Messenger RNA from Prunus armeniaca (apricot), 2010 nucleotides. The record is from the annotation of a GenBank genome assembly. NCBI's taxonomy places the organism in Eukaryota, Viridiplantae, Streptophyta, Magnoliopsida, Rosales, Rosaceae.
AUGGCUUCAGCUCAAGUAUUGCCCAACUCGCGAAAACUAAAGGAUUUGGAAGCGGGAAAGCGCAAGUUGGAGGAGUUCCGUAAGAAAAAAGCAGCAGAGCGAGCUAAGAAGGCUUCAUCCACUAGCCAAACCAAUGCCCCUGAAGUUAGCUCAAAUGAGAAACAACCUCUAGAAACUGAACUUGUACGAGUUACAGUCCCAGAUGGUGCUGGUACAUCUGAUGGACCUAGUGGUGCUUAUACUGAAACUUCGUCUGUAUCAUCCAACAAUGAUUACAAAGCAGUUGAUUUUUCCCAAAAAGAGGAACAAGCUCCCCUGAAUAAUUCCCACAGUAGUCCUUCAACAUAUGAUUUUAAUGAUCAAGUGCAUAAACAUGCACGUGAUCAAGAAUAUAAGAGCUAUGGUGGUUUUGGGUUUGCUGGAUCACUAGACGUUAAUCAUAGCAAUGGGACAAAAGGGAUGAAUAAUGAUUUUGAAAAUUAUACUGGUAACUCAGGUGAGACCACAUCUGAUCAGUCUAUUGCUCUACGACCACAAGCAAGUCAAGAAUUUGAUAGCAAUACAAGUCAUUCCAGUUAUCAUGGAAGGAAUGAAUUUCAGUUCAAAGAACAUAAUAUAUCUUUGAUGGAUUCUGUAAGUAACUCUGGUUCUUCUCAUCCCGCUGUUACAAAAAUCUCACCUCAGAACUCUGUCAGCGCAUUGCUUCAAAGUGAGGCCAGUAAUGUCAGCACAGUGUCUGGUGGCCCUACUCCAUCUUCACUUUAUGAAGGCUUGGCUGAGCCCAGUACCAGCUUAAGAGGGUUUCCUGAUGAAGUUGGGAAAAACAUGCAUGGUAGUAGUGUGGACUUAAGUGAUCCUAUAACUUUCAGAUUUGGAGAAGGAAAGCUUACUAGCUCUGCUAGUGGGUUUCAUAAUUUGCAGAGUACAGCAGUGCAGACAUCUGAAUCCAUGGGUUUUGGAUCUGAUGCCAGAAGUUCAUCACUAUAUUCAGUUACACCUGAAACUAAUUCUAGGAGAUCUCGCUCAUCUUUCCUGGAUUCUAUUAAUGUGUCUAAAGCUUCUUCAGGGACUGUUUUUCAACACGGUGAACCUGAGGAAUCACUUAUGUCCAACAGUUAUAAGUCAAAUGGCAUGAGUUUUCUAGGUUCGUCGCCUUUUCGUAAGCCAUCUAUGGAUGAUGAUACUGUGAGAUCCUUUUCAAAGUUUGAAACUGGUGCACCUCAUGCAUUUGAGAAUUCUGUGAAGUCUUUAUUUCCUCCUAAUGCUGGAAUGGACCAGCAGAGGCCAAUAAUUGAGGGGAAUAGCGUGGAGAGAAAACAUGAAUUUUAUUCUCCUAAUCAGAAUGAAGAUUUUUCUGCUCUGGAACAGCAUAUUGAAGAUUUGACACAAGAAAAGUUCUCUUUGCAACGAGCACUUGAUGCUUCUCGUGCUUUAGCAGAGUCCUUGGCUGCUGAAAAUUCUUCUUUGACAGAGAGUUAUAACCAACAGAGAAGCGUUGUUGACCAGCUAAAAUCUGACUUGGAAAAUAUACAGGAGGAAAUCAAGGCCCAGCUGGUGGAACUUGAUGCUGUCAGAAAUGAAUAUGCAAAUGCACAUCUAGAAUGUAAUGCAGCCGAUGAACGUGCCAAGCUUUUGGCAUCCGAAGUUAUCGGAUUAGAGGAGAAGGCACUGAGAUUAAGGUCCAGUGAGCUAAAGUUGGAAAGGCAAUUGGAGAACACACAAGCUGAAAUCUCUUCAUACAAGAAAAAACUGUCUAGCCUAGAAAAGGAUCGUUUGGAUUUGCAGUCAACUAUCAAUGCUCUUCAGGAAGAGAGAACAAUUGCUGCUGGCGUGCCUCUGUUUGUUAAGGUUCAGAACCUUGGUUUUGGUUAUGUUAAUUGGAAAAUGAACACACAAGCUAGAAGCUGUGAGUUGCAUGUAGCAAAGGCCCCUGAGUGCCAUGCAACAAGGCGGGUUGUGGAAAUUAUGACUGGUCUCUUAGCCUCCACUAAGGAAUGUAGUCUUCUAUAG